Messenger RNA from Aegilops tauschii subsp. strangulata, 2136 nucleotides. The record is from RefSeq and is a predicted model, not a curated record. NCBI's taxonomy places the organism in Eukaryota, Viridiplantae, Streptophyta, Magnoliopsida, Poales, Poaceae.
AUGGUUGAGAUAUUUGAUCCUAGCAAGGGCAGAUUCAUUGUACAAGACUUGGUUGGCGAAGUGUCUCUCGGUGCCGUGGAUGUUGAGUGCAUCUUGGCCUUAGAGAACCACGGACUGUCGGCAGAAGGUAUUCUCGGUGAGGAAGGUGAGGAUGUUAAAGAUCGAGUGCCGCCUCAAUUCCUGAGCAAGACCACAGGUAACAUAGUCAUCGAUGAUCUGAUUGUGGACAUCACAAAAAAUAAAUCUGCCGACGACUAUUUCCUUCGGAGAGUUGUCCUCGUGUUGCUUGGAACAGUUCUUGCUCCCAUGUCGAGCAAGACUAUACCAAAGCAAUAUUACGCAUUGGUGGACGAUGUGAAGCGUAUAUCCAAGAUUAAUUGGAAUGCAUUCACCCUCCCAGUUCUGCUGGACUGCCUUCGCAACGUGAGGAAAGGCAAACACCUCCGCCAAUGGCCGAGAGGGAACUUAGCUCUCCUGCAGUACCUGUACUGGGAGAAGGUUCAGCCUCUGGAAGGUGAAUGCGCAUUCAAUCCUAGCUUGUCCAUGGAACCUCUAAUGAGGAAUUGGACUGAAGCUGCAGCCUCAAGGAGAGACAAGUUUGAUUAUGACCAAGGCCGUGGCCGUUGUAACAUCAAGAUUGAAGACAACAUAACCAAGGAGUAUAGGGCGCAGGAGCGCAAAGUACCCGAACCAGAAAAGCCAAAAAUGAAGCCCGCCGUUGGUGCGGCAAAGAAGUCCAAGUUAGCCUCAAACGCGGACGAGAUGAUGAACCUCAUCAUGAAGCGGUGUAUGGAUUACAUACGCAGCCAAAUGAAGGAGAUACCAGAACAAGUAGCCGAGAGAUUGUUAGAGAAGUUGAACCAAAAUGGUGUGAUGUACAAGCCAGCGGCUGCUGCGGCUUCCGGCAACAACGAUGCCGACCUAGAAGUGGAUUCCUUUGAGAAUGGUCCGCCAGAAAAAAAAGAAUUCGUGUACAAGGAUGACUCUGACGGUCUAGAGCCGAAAACACCUGCCAAGUUAAAUGUUGACAAGACAACAAAACCUACUGAUGAGUGCGGCGCAACACCGGAGAACCCUUGGAUUGUAGGUAAUUCUCCUCGAGCAGAAUUGUCCGACAUUGACAUUUCUACAAGUUCUAUCGACAGGAUGGUGGGUAAGACCAAGGGGAAAAAGUCUGCAGCAACCGCAAAAGAAGACGAUGUUAUAUCCGGGAAGCGCCGACGGACUGUUCCCAAGAAAUUUGAAUCCCCCUUUAAACUUGACAAGCCCGGCAAGCGAAGCGCUCGUGGUACUAAGCCAUCCGGCAACACUACCGCAACUAGAGCUCUGUUUAGUGACAAUGACAUGGAAGGCUCUGUUAAGGACGAUUUGACACCGGAACUCAUCGAUGCUGCUGUUGCGUUUGUGGAGGCAGCUGCUCGGUCUGAGAAGAAUAUGACAAAAAGAGUUUACUACAAUGAACGUGGCACCUCUGUGACUGUGGAGAGUAUACGACCGAUUAUCGAUGCUUAUCAGACACAUUUGGCUCUGCGCGUUGGUCAUGAUCGGCACCUCUGUCCAGCCUGGAGGUCCAAAUACCUUGUUGAUCGUGCUAAGGCACGAGACAACCCUAAACCGUCGAAAUACAACAUGGAUAGUGCGCUGAGCAGAGCUGGAGCAGUACGUAGGGUUCUGCACGAGUAUACCGUCCGUGAUAAGUCGUUUAUCCCGUUGAACGUCGGCAAUACACAUUGGAUCACCGUGGUGAUGCACAACCGCAAGAAAGAAUUCCGAGUUUUUGAUUCGCUCUAUCCUCUCGAGUUCUCUCUCGACACUGUGAAAGCACUGCGACUAGCAAUAGCAAUUGAUAUGGAAGAGGCAAACCGUAUUACACCUGGCAAAUAUCCAGACGUCACUAAGUGGCCUAUCAUACCUCAGAUCGACAUGCCACUACAAGAGGACGGGAACUCUUGUGGCCUUUUUGUGAUUGAAGUUAUGGAGCAUUGGGACGGGGAUCGAUGGACCGCCGAUUUUACCCAGGGCACGGUUAAUGCAAGGAGAAGGCGUCUCAUCGCCGAGUUGGUUCUCUCACCUACCAACACGCUCGAAUGUGUGAAGAACAAAAUCCGCGACAUCGCAAAGAAAAGCAAGGCGUGA